GCACGCUGCUCGCCAGUCGUGUGGGAAUUAGCAGUGAUCGGUGCAACUUUCACGUCUCGACAUGGCGAAUGGAUGCAAAGACGUGUUGUUUUCACGCGGAGGUGGACAGAGUGACGAUUCGGAUAUAUGGGAUGACACAGCAUUGAUAAAGGCGUAUGACAAGGCUGUUACAUCGUUCAAGACUGCCCUUAAGGGCGAAGAGGCGCCGGAGGUCUCCAAGAAAAAACUGCCCGGAAAAAAACGCAAGAACACCAAAAAGAACCAGAGCAGGAAAAGAACGAAUGCAUCCGCAGACAAAGAGUGGCAGGUCGGGGACCCGUGCAGUGCGUACUGGUCCGAGGACGGCCAGCUCUACGCAGCCACCGUCUCCUCCAUCGACGAGAAGAGGAGCACUUGUGUCGUUGUUUACUCAGAAUACGGCAACGAGGAGGAGCAGAAGCUCGAGGACUUGCUGUCGGAGGUCUCUGAGGGGGACGAAGAAACAAAUACCAAGGAGGCAGAAUCAUCGACCGAGGAGAGUGACCGGUCCACCGCAGCAAUCCAUCACAAACAGAAGCCACACAGUAAACCCCAGAAGUCAAAGGCCCACCAGGAGCCCCCCCCGAUGCAGGCUCCUGGGUUUCCUCCAGGUCCUCCUCCCAUGCACGCUCUCAAACGGGGAGGAAGUCGGCGAUCUGCUGGUCCUGGCCCUCCUCCCUGGCCUCCCAUGAUGUCUUUUGGUCCACCGAUGAUCCCUCCUCCUCCGCCGAUGAGCCCCGACACGGUGGACGAUGAGGCUUUGGGCAGCGUGCUCAUCUCCUGGUACAUGAGCGGAUAUCACACGGGAUACUACUUGGGGUUGAAACAAGGACGCAAAGAAGCUGCCAAUUGGACGAAAUUGCAACACAAAUGAAACGAGCAACUCGACGUUUGGUAGUUUUAGUUUCUCAGGGCGCGACUUCCUCCCCGCUGUACCUGAUGCGUGUGUUUCUUGUUUCAAUUAAAUGUUAUAAACUAAGUGUACAUGCUACGAGUUCAUCGUAGCUCAAGGAGGAGAGUUUUGUAUUCUUUGUAAAUAGAUUAAAUAAAAGCUAUCGGAACACGGUU
Pseudoliparis swirei is the source of this 1086-nucleotide messenger RNA. RefSeq names its product survival of motor neuron 1, telomeric (gene smn1). Gene Ontology annotation, biological process: mRNA processing. Gene Ontology annotation, cellular component: cytoplasm; nucleus. The record is from RefSeq and is a predicted model, not a curated record. The transcript has 8 exons. NCBI's taxonomy places the organism in Eukaryota, Metazoa, Chordata, Actinopteri, Perciformes, Liparidae. Gene Ontology annotation, molecular function: RNA binding. Bases 62 to 892 code for a protein of 276 amino acids.